AUGGUAUCCUUAAAUCCCAUCAGAAUAUUAAAGAAUGAGGCGGAAGAAGAAAAAGGCGAGGUGGCUCGUAUGUCUAGCUUCAUCGGAGCCAUCGCAAUUGGUGAUUUGGUUAAAAGUACUCUAGGUCCUAAAGGGAUGGAUAAAAUCUUGGUUUCAUACGGUAGAAAUGCUGGUAAUAUUGAGGUUACAAAUGAUGGUGCUACUAUUUUAAAGUCUGUGGGCGUUGAUAAUCCAGCUGCUAAAAUUCUGGUAGAUAUGUCCAAAGUACAGGAUGAUGAAGUUGGAGAUGGUACUACAUCAGUAACAGUGCUGGCGGCUGAAUUAUUGCGUGAAGCAGAAAAGUUAGUCGAACAAAAACUGCAUCCACAAACAAUAAUAGCUGGUUGGAGGAUCUCUGUGGAGGCAGCUAAGCAAGCACUAUCUGAUGCUAGUUUUGACCAUCAAAAGAAUCUUAAUGAAGCUGCAUUAAGAGCUGAUUUAGAAAAUAUUGCACGAACAACAUUAAGUUCCAAGAUUCUUUCCAAUCAUAAAGAGCAUUUCACAAAACUAGCAGUAGAUGCUGUGUUAAGACUAAAGGGUUCAGGAAACUUGAAGGCUAUUCAAAUCAUAAAAAUCUCAGGCGGUGUUCUUGAAGAGUCUUUCCUAGAUGAAGGAUUCCUGCUUAAUAAAAAGGUGGGUGUGCAUCAACCAAAAAGAAUUGAAAAUGCCAACAUCCUGAUUGCCAAUACUCCAAUGGACACAGACAAAAUUAAAGUAUUUGGUUCAACCAUCAAAGUGGAUUCAAUGGCGAAAAUUGCUGAACUUGAAGUUGCUGAAAAAGAAAAGAUGAAGGACAAAGUUAACAAAAUCUUGGCACACCAAUGCAAUGUCUUCAUAAACAGGCAAUUGAUUUACAACUACCCUGAACAACUAUUUGCUGAUGCUGGAGUGAUGGCUAUUGAGCACGCUGAUUUUGACGGAAUUGAACGUCUUGGUCUUGUGACUGGUGGUGAAAUUGUAUCCACAUUUGACUCACCUGAAAAAGUUAAAUUGGGACACUGUAAACUUAUCGAACAGGUCUUAAUAGGAGACGAGUGUCUUAUCCGUUUCUCUGGUGUCGAGUUGGGCUCUGCCUGUACCAUUGUAAUCAGAGGUGCCACUCAGCAAGUUAUAGAUGAAGCUGAGAGAUCUCUACACGAUGCCCUGUGCGUUCUUGCUGCGACUGUACGUGAGCCGAAAGUUAUUUAUGGAGGAGGUGCCAGUGAAAUGCUGAUGGCGGAGGCGGUCUCCCGAGCGGCGACUCGCAUUGCUGGUAAGGAGGCCGCAGCAGCUGAGGCGUUUGCCAUCGCUCUAAGAAGGCUACCUGCCGCAGUCGCUGAUAAUGCUGGUUACGAUAGCGCAGAUCUUAUCGCCAGAUUGAGGGCACAACACGCCCAGGGAGAAGCUACGAUGGGCUUAGACAUGGAAAACGGUUGCGUUGGUGACAUGAAGAAGCUCGGCAUUACCGAAUCGUACGUAGUGAAGCGGCAAGUGCUGUUGUCUGCAGCAGAAGCCGCAGAAGUGAUUCUUCGUGUUGACAACAUACUGAAGGCGGCUCCUCGUCGUCGUGGCCCUGACCGUCGUCCCUGCUAA
Molecule: messenger RNA, 1611 nt
Organism: Leptosia nina
Lineage: Eukaryota; Metazoa; Arthropoda; Insecta; Lepidoptera; Pieridae
Source: the annotation of a GenBank genome assembly